AUGUCGCAAUCACCAUUGAAUGCGAUCACCGUGCACACCCGCGAAGAUGUCGCGCGUCACAACCGGUCGGCCGACCUGUGGGUGAUAAUCGACAAGGAAGUGUAUGACUUGACAAAUUUCCAAGCAGAGCACCCUGGAGGUGAUCGAAUCCUGCGCAGGCUUGCCGGCCAAGAUGCCUCGAAGGAAUUCCACGAGAAUCAUCGCGAGUCGCUAUUCAAUGAGGGGCUUCGUCUAGCAGAGCGACGCGUCCCAUUCAACGUCGACGCGCUUUCCACCGCGAUAUGCAAGGCCGCCAACAAACCGGCGAAUGACCUCACGUCGAUAACCAAAAUCGCAGAAGGCGGCUUCAAUCGCAUCCUCCAGGCCACUUUCCGGGACGGGUACGAAGUUAUCUCUAGGAUCCCCUAUAAUUCAACUGUUCCGAAACAUUAUGCCGUUGCUAGUGAAGCCGCUACGCUGGGUUUGCUUCGCGCGAAUGGCCUCCCGGUACCCAAGGUUCUGGGGUAUUCUCCCGAUCGCACGAAUGCCGUGGGAACCGAGUAUCUUCUGCUUGAAAAACUGCAAGGCUCACCCUUGAGUGACCAGUGGUUUACCAUGGAUAACAAAGCUCGAGUGAAGAUCAUGAAGCAGAUCGUUGAUCUGGAGAGGCGGUUUAUGACGAUUGAGUUUCCUGCAAGUGGAAGUCUAUACUACCGCAGGGAUUUGAACGCACAGGCUGUUACCCCAGUGAACACGACCGAUGAAGCUCCUGGGCCUGAUGAUUUGGUAGUCGGUCCGAUUGCGCUGCAGGCAUGGUGGUAUGGUGAACGAGCACUUUUGGACACUGAUCGCGGACCUUGGAAAGAUUUCACCCUCUGCUUCGGGGCUCCCGCGAAACGAGAGAUCGAGUUUUGCAAUCGAUACGGCAAACCGCGAUUUCACUACGAGCGAUAUUUACGACAGAUUUAUAGUUUCGAAAAGCAGCUGCCAGAGCACCACGUCAACCUUCUGUUCGGCUAUUUGAAACUAUCACCAUACCUAACACCACCCCCCGACCACCCUUUCUCGCGACCUACCCUUCGCCAUCCUGAUCUUUCACCGAACAACAUCCUCGUAAACGACUCACACGAAAUCACCGGCCUAAUUGACUGGCAGCACGCAGCAAUCCUCCCGCUUUGCCUGUGCGCCGGAAUCCCCACACACUUCCAAAACUGGGGCGAUCCGGCCUCAGCCACGCUAGGCAAGCCGGAAGUCGAAUUACCAGACAACUUUGAUCAACUGGACGAGCGCGAGCAGGCGUGCGUGCGGGAAACUAUACGAAAACGCCUUGUACAUUUCUUCUACGCUGCGUUGACCAUGCGUCAAGUACCCGAUCACUUCGAUGUUCUAACGGACGAGAAUGCAACGUUGCGCAUAAAGCUGUUCAAUUGCGCCGGGGCACCCUGGGAGGGGAACUCGUUGGGUCUCCAGUAUGCACUUGUCCAGGCGCACAAGAACUGGCCUAUGGGUGAUGCGACCGGAUCUGCCGCGUCGACGGAAUGUCCUGUACAGUUCUCCGAGGAGGAAAUCCAGAAUGUGACGGACUACGGGGCACAGGAGGAUGACCUGAUGCAGGAUCUUUCCCAAAUGAGAGACGUGAUCGGAAUUGACACUCAAGGCUGGGUGGCUGAUGACGAGCAACUGCAGGUAUCAGUGAGUGUUGCACGACAGAUCCGGGACGGGAUGCUGGAGCAUUGCGAGAGUGAGAUCGAGCGGACCGCGAUAGUCGAGCAUUUCCCGUUCGAGGACCAUGACGAGGAAGGCUUGAACUAA
Molecule: messenger RNA, 1791 nt
Organism: Aspergillus steynii IBT 23096
Lineage: Eukaryota; Fungi; Ascomycota; Eurotiomycetes; Eurotiales; Aspergillaceae
Exons: 4
Coding region: 1-1791 (596 amino acids)
Cellular component (GO): mitochondrion
Source: RefSeq, a predicted model, not a curated record